GUUAUUGUUGCGCAGCGAGCGAAAUAAACGGCCUUAGUAUCUCCAUAAAAAUAAAGUUCACUAUCCUUGUCGAUGGCUUUCUGUACGGGAAUUCAUGGCAAGAUCAUCGGGGGUUUAGUGAAUUAUUGCACAUGGAGAAAUUUGCAGGGGUUGGUUCAAAAAUGGAAUAUGGAGGUGUUCGGACAUAUUCAGAAAAGGACAAGGAUGAACAGAUGGAAGACGGUUAAGGUGGGUCUCAAGAAAGCUUAUAACCGAUUAGACUGGGAAUUUAUUGAUGAGAUGCUUCAAGAAAUUGGCCUUCUGAAUUCACUUCGAAGGGUGCUUAUGUACCACGUUUGUUUGGUUUCGAUGCAAUUGUUUAUAGAAUGCGAGUCUUUCAAGAGAUCAAACAAGUCCAACAAGUGAUGAUGAUUUACGGUGAUAAUGCGAAGGUUGUAGAUUUGAGAUUUACACAAGUUGAG
This is a messenger RNA of Hibiscus syriacus, 461 nucleotides long. RefSeq lists its product as uncharacterized. The transcript is spliced from 3 exons. Lineage: Eukaryota; Viridiplantae; Streptophyta; Magnoliopsida; Malvales; Malvaceae. The record is from RefSeq and is a predicted model, not a curated record. Bases 73 to 405 code for a protein of 110 amino acids.